This is a messenger RNA of Paramecium octaurelia, 250 nucleotides long. NCBI's taxonomy places the organism in Eukaryota, Ciliophora, Oligohymenophorea, Peniculida, Parameciidae. The record is from the annotation of a GenBank genome assembly.
AUGGUUUUGGAUUAGAAAAAUGAGAUAGAUUUACUGCAGGCCUGGACCAUUUGUUUCAUUAAUGAAAAAAUGAUGAUUGACUAGCAGUUGUGAUCUAUGAGGUAAAAAUUUAGAGAAGUUAGUCGGAGUGAAUGAAACCGCAUGUAAAAACAUCAGUAAUGAGAAUGCUUUUGGAGUUAAUCAGAUGAUCAAUAAAUAGCUUUGGAAUUCUACUAAAUUGGCCUUCUUAAAAAUCUUAAGUUUGGAAUGA